CGGCUCCUGAGCUCCCCUCGGCAGGAAGGUGACGCCGGGGCCCGGGAGAGGCCGGGCUUCAAAUCCCGCGCUCGGCCGUGGAUGAAGCUCUCUGGGGGUCAGACCUUGGGGGUCAGCCUAGCCUGCCUCGCAGGGUGUCGGGAGGAAAGGUGUAAAUGCAACGAGAAAAUGAUUUCGAAGGGAGGAAGAGGACCAGAGACGGGAGAAGAUCUCUGCCCGGUUACUCAGGCUUAAUAAUGUGCUUUGGAAUAUUCCCAGGAAAGGAGAGUUUCCCUGUCUCUUCAGGAUGCAUAUGGCUGCUUCCCCCAACCUUUACAGUUGGUGCUGCCUUUUGGGUCUGAUCUGCAGUGCGUUCCCUCAGUUUCUGCUCUUCCUGGUUUCACUUCUUGCUUGUGGCUCUGCUUCCAUUUCAUGGAAUAGGUUGCUUCUCUUAAGGACCAACUCUUCAUUUCUAGGUGCACAUCCUUUAAGGCUCUCCUGCCUGAAAAUGGGCUCAUGCUGAUAUGCUAACCAGGCUUGAAAACAGUUGCAGUCAGAGCCCUGUAUUGCCUGUGCGCUGCUAUUCUCAUGGGUCACAUGAGUCAGAUGAAGAGUUUGAUGCUCGCUGGGUGACGUACUUUAAUAAACCGGAUAUUGAUGCCUGGGAGCUAAGGAAAGGCAUGAACACACUGGUUGGUUAUGACCUGGUUCCAGAACCAAAAAUCAUUGAUGCUGCUUUGAGGGCAUGCCGACGACUAAAUGACUUUGCUAGUGCAGUCCGUAUCUUAGAAGUUGUAAAGGACAAAGCAGGGCCUCACAAGGAUAUAUACCCAUAUGUUAUCCAGGAACUUAGACCAACAUUGAAUGAGUUGGGAAUCUCAACUCCAGAGGAACUUGGCCUGGACAAAGUGUAAACAUUAUUGAUGAGCUUCCUGUGGGGUUAUUGUUAAUGCUAUUUGAUUGUACAACAAUUGCCUGGAAACAGACGUUAAAAUAUUACUUAUUUGAAAUUACUGCUUCCUUUUAUUGAGUCCUGGAGUAUGUGUUGUGAAGCUGGACCUAAUAAAGGGGAACUGGUUUGAACUGAG
Messenger RNA from Zootoca vivipara (common lizard), 1067 nucleotides. NCBI's taxonomy places the organism in Eukaryota, Metazoa, Chordata, Lepidosauria, Squamata, Lacertidae. The record is from RefSeq and is a predicted model, not a curated record.